AUGGCUCUCGGGGAAGAGGUCGGCUUCCCCGAGUGCCGUGGGAUUAACACUCGGAGAAGGGCCCAACCAGCCCAUCCCGGCCCCACCCCGAACCCUAUUUCCCCGCGGCGCCCCACCCUGCCCCGCCCCAGCUGCGUCGCCGCCGCCGCCAAGCACCGCCCGCUCGCGCGCCUCCCUGCUGCAAGCGGCCGUCUCCCUCCGUCUCCAACGCCCUCCCUCGACCUUGGCGGCAAGCGGCCGGACCUCACUGCUGCCGUCUCCCUCCGUCUCCAACGCCCUCCCGCGACCCGCGCCGCCGUCUUCUCCGUCCACAGCGGAUUCCUUCCCUGCCCCUUCACCCGAUUCCACUGCCUCCUCCCUGCAGCACAAGAUCCGCCUGGAUCCCCACCGACGUCGCCCGCUGCCGCCUCCCUCCGCCCACUGCUCGACCGGCGCCGCUCCGUCCGGCCACGGCUCGCCCGGCACCGUCCGCUGCCACCUCCGUCCGGCCACAUCUCGCCCGGCACAUUUCGGCUGCCUUCUCUCACUCAGCAUAGGAUAUAUUCUACUUUUCAGUUAUACAUACAGGAAGGGUCAUCAGUUGCCAAAAAGAAAGAGAGGAAAAUGUUAUCCCAUGCCAAGGUUGUUGGUACAACAUGUGAUGUUUGUAAACCUGAAGAUGUGAAGACAUUAGUGAAGUUUUCUAUUAAUGAGCCUGGCUCAGUUGACAUUUGGACCGUCACUGGGAUCGCAAGCUGGGGCGUCCCAACCCUCGCUGGCAUCACACACUGGACCAUCGCCGUGAGCCGCCUUCUAAGUCGUUUUUAUGUAUUGAACUUGUGAACUUGGAAUAAUGUGUACUUUUGAAUGUGUGAUUUGUAAUAUAUUGUGGAUUUCAUACAAAUUUGGUCGUUUGUGAUAUAUAAAUGUGGUUUGUGAUAUA
Messenger RNA from Sorghum bicolor (sorghum), 922 nucleotides. RefSeq names its product translation initiation factor IF-2. The transcript has 4 exons. The coding region runs from base 1 to 822 and encodes 273 amino acids. NCBI's taxonomy places the organism in Eukaryota, Viridiplantae, Streptophyta, Magnoliopsida, Poales, Poaceae. The record is from RefSeq and is a predicted model, not a curated record.